CGGCUUCAGAGCACGUGACCUAUUUCUCGAGGUGUUUUCUGCUACGUCCGUUUGAGUGUAAAUAUAUGCUUCUACCUCGAUUCAGAAAUCAUUUGGUUUUUCACACUCGCAAGAAAUAAUCAUGUCUGGACGUGGUAAAGGAGGAAAAGGAUUGGGAAAAGGAGGCGCCAAGCGUCACAGGAAGGUGUUGAGAGAUAACAUCCAGGGUAUCACCAAGCCCGCUAUCCGUCGUCUUGCCCGUCGAGGUGGUGUCAAACGUAUCUCUGGCCUGAUCUACGAAGAGACCCGUGGUGUAUUGAAGGUAUUUCUGGAGAAUGUCAUCCGUGAUGCCGUCACCUACACCGAGCAUGCCAAGAGGAAGACUGUCACCGCUAUGGAUGUCGUCUAUGCCCUGAAGAGACAAGGCAGAACUCUGUACGGAUUCGGAGGUUAAGCUAAGAACCUUGAGCUUCUUUGAAACAUACCGGCCCUUUUCAGGGCCACCCACUUUUUAAUUUAAGUCAACUCUUCUAAAUCGCG
Octopus sinensis (East Asian common octopus) is the source of this 519-nucleotide messenger RNA. RefSeq names its product histone H4. Gene Ontology annotation, cellular component: nucleosome. The record is from RefSeq and is a predicted model, not a curated record. Gene Ontology annotation, molecular function: protein heterodimerization activity; structural constituent of chromatin; DNA binding. Bases 122 to 433 code for a protein of 103 amino acids. Gene Ontology annotation, biological process: nucleosome assembly. NCBI's taxonomy places the organism in Eukaryota, Metazoa, Mollusca, Cephalopoda, Octopoda, Octopodidae. The transcript has a single exon.